AAUUAAUGGAAAAACCUUUAACAGUUGUUUGUAUUAGUGAUACUCAUUCUAUGUUUAUUGAUUUACCUCCAGGGGAUAUAUUUAUUCAUUGUGGUGAUUUCUCAAAUUGUGGAGAAUACAAAGAUGUAUAAAAUUUCAUAAGUUGGAUUAAAUAAAUACCCUUUAAAUAUAAAAUUGUGAUAGGAGGAAAUCAUGAUACAUUUCUUGAUACAAAGAAAUAUGAAGAAAUUCUUAAAGAUAUAUUCCACAAAGGUUAGCCAUGGUAUCACUUAGAAUUAUAGAAGGAAUUAAAGGAAAAUUGUAUUUACUUAGAGAAUUCAUCAGUAAAUAUAGAAGGAUAUAAGAUUUGGGGAAGCCCAUAUUCUCCAACAAUACUUCAUAAUCCAUGGGCAUUUUAAGUGGAUCCUGAAGAUGGGGAAGAAUUUUGGAAAAUAAUGGAAGAAGGAUCUGAUAUUGUUUUAACACAUGGAGCUCCAUUAGGCCAUGGUUCAUAUGUUCAUCAUUAUAAGCGUACAAGAGGAGAAUGGGGAGAUGAAGCAUUAGCAAAAAGAAUAAAAGAAGUGAAACCACUUUAUCAUAUAUUUGGGCAUGUGCAUGAAGGGUAUGGAAUGACAGAAGAGGAUGGAAUUUAGUAUAUUAAUUGUGCAGUUCUUGAUGAAACUUAUUAUCCAGCUAAACAAGCCAUCAUUUUUCAAAUACCUAGAAGAACUAUUUCUUAGAAUUAAAAUGAGGAUAAAUUACAAUAAGCUUGA
Paramecium sonneborni is the source of this 752-nucleotide messenger RNA. Lineage: Eukaryota; Ciliophora; Oligohymenophorea; Peniculida; Parameciidae. The record is from the annotation of a GenBank genome assembly.